Annulohypoxylon maeteangense is the source of this 1599-nucleotide messenger RNA. RefSeq names its product DUF453-domain-containing protein. The record is from RefSeq and is a predicted model, not a curated record. NCBI's taxonomy places the organism in Eukaryota, Fungi, Ascomycota, Sordariomycetes, Xylariales, Hypoxylaceae. Bases 179 to 1501 code for a protein of 440 amino acids. The transcript has a single exon.
UGCCGAGGGCUGAUCGGUUACAAGGGUGAAUUGGAGAGCUCCUUACUGUGCAAAUGUACCGAAUAUCACUGUAUUCCUUCUACACAAAUGAUACUAUCUAAUUCAACAUCUCAACGACGCCACUCAUCCGAUAGAGGCAAUAGCCCUGCUAGUAAAGAAACCCACACCUUCCCUCCGGAUGAGACCCCUCAUCACCCGCGCCCUCCGGCGCACACUCCACACAUCCCCCGCUGCAGGAAGCCGUGCCCCAAAGACGCCACCCCCACCGGCGUCCGCAGACACAAACACCUACACCACGCCCACAUCUACACCCACACCCGCAAACCGCAGCUUCCCCGCCCUCUUCGUCCGCGGCGGAACCUCCAACGGCCUAAUAAUCCAACGCCAGCACCUCCCCCCACAGACGCAAUGGCCGUCCAUCCUAGCCCCGGCAAUGGGUUCCCCGGACCCCUACGGGCGGCAACUCAACGGGAUCGGCGGCGGCGUAAGUUCCACGUCUAAGAUCUGCGUGAUAUCGCCGUCUUCACGCGCAGACGCCGACAUCGACUUUACCUUUGUACAAGUAGUGAUCCAGUCCGGAGCGCUGGAUUUAGCCGGGAACUGCGGGAAUAUGUCUGCGGCAGUUGGACCGGUGGCCUGGGAUUUAGGGCUCGUCAAGCCUCCCCUUACCGACACAGUCGCUGAGCAGGAACGGGAGGGGAAGGGGAAGGGGGAGAGGGAAAGGGAAGCACUCGUCCGCAUCUUCAACACCAACACCAGCAAACUAAUCCACUCCACCUUCCCGCUCACCCCCUCCUCCCCCUCCUCCCCCUCCUCCCCGCCCAAAUACCAACCCCACGGCACAUACGCCAUAGCCGGGGUCCCAGGAACCCAAUCCCUUAUCAAACUAAGUUUCCUCGACCCAGCCGGCGCCAAGACCGGGGCCGCGCUGCCAACCGGAAACGCAAUCGACACGCUAACCCUGUCUGACGGAAGCCAGGUCGAGGCUUCGCUCGUCGAUAUCUCGAACCCGGGAGUCUUCAUACGGGUGCGCGAUCUCGGGUCCGAGUUUCGAGACGCGGACCCAACGACAUUAACACCACAAGUCGUAGAAGCGGACGCGGCGCUGAAGGGGCGGUUAGAAGCGAUCCGGCGAGCGGGCGCGGUGGCGAUGGGGCUGGACCCGACGACGGAAAGCGUGCCGAAGAUCGUGCUGCUAUUCCCUUCUCCCGAGUCCGCGGACACAGAUGUGGAUCUGCGAUGUCUCGCGUUAUCGAUGGGACAGGCGCAUAAGGCAGUGCCGUUAACACUAGCCCUGUGUCUAGGCGCCGCGGCGAACAUACCGGGGACGUUGCCGGCGCAGGUUCGGGGUGCAAAGGGUGGGGAUGAGGGCAGGCCGGUGGUUAUUGGACACCCGAGCGGGACGGUCGAGAUCGGGGCGACGUUUAAGGAUGGUCGAAUCGUGUCAGCGGAUCUUUUGCGUACCGCUCGCGUUCUUAUGAAGGGGGAUGUCUAUUAUUAAUACAGUCGAUAGGUAUCGAAUGAAGCCAAGAUCUUUUACAGAAUCAUGCACAUAUUUAUUUAUGAAAAUCAAGAGAUACCAAUAUACAAUUAUUCACA